AUGGAUCAAAAUUUUCUAAGUCAACUUGAGCAGACUUUGAACGCCAUCACUUCUGGUACAGGCUUGAAGGAAGCUACAAAAACUUUGCAAGGCCAGUUUUACACUCAGCCUACAACCUUGCCAGCUUUGAUUCACAUUCUGCAAAAUGGUGCAAACGAUUCAUUGAAACAAUUAGCUGGUGUUGAAGCCAGAAAACUAGUUUCUAAGCACUGGAACGCCAUUGAUGAACCCACAAGAACUUCUAUCAAGGCCUCCCUUCUACAAACUGCAUUCAGUGAACCAAAGGAAAACGUUCGUCAUUCCAAUGCUCGAGUAAUCGCUUCUAUUGGUACUGAAGAAUUGGAUGGAAACAAAUGGCCAGAUUUAGUUCCAAGCUUGAUUCAAGCAGCAUCUGGUGAAGACGUUCAAACAAGACAAACUGCCAUUUUUAUCUUGUUUUCUUUGCUGGAAGAUUUCACCUCUUCUCUAACUGGAUACGUUGAUGACUUCUUGACUUUGUUCUCACAGACCAUUAAUGAUCCCGCUUCCUUGGAAAUCAGGUCAUUAUCAGCUCAAGCUUUGAACCACGUCUCUGCGUUAAUUGAGGAACAAGAGACUAUCAACCCCACCCAAGCUCAAAAGUUUGCUGCUUUGAUUCCUUCCGUGGUCAGCGUCUUAGAUGCCGUCAUUAAAGCUGAUGACACCAUGAACGCUAAACUGAUUUUCAACUGUUUAAAUGAUUUCCUGCUAUUGGAUUCCCAAUUGACCGGUAAUUUCAUUAUUGAUCUUGUCAAGUUGUCUUUACAAAUUUCCGUUAACACUGAAAUUGAUGAAGACGUCAGAGUUUUUGCUCUUCAAUUCAUUAUUUCUUCUUUGUCCUAUAGAAAAUCCAAGGUGUCUCAAAGUAAGCUGGGCCCAGAAAUUACCAUGGCUGCUUUGAAGGUCGCAUGUGAAGAGAUCGAUGUUGAAGAUGAAUUAAACAAUGAAGACGAAACUGGGGAAAACGAAGAAAACACUCCAUCAUCUUCCGCUAUCAGAUUGUUGGCUUUUGCGUCAUCUGAAUUGCCACCAUCUCAGGUUGCUUCUGUUAUUGUUGAACACAUCUCAGCUAUGCUACAAUCUGCAAACGUUUUUGAAAGAAGAGCUAUCCUUUUAGCUAUCUCAGUUGCUGUUACUGGUUCUCCAGACUACAUUUUGUCUCAAUUCGAUAAAAUCAUUCCCGCCACUAUUAAUGGUUUGAAGGACAACGAACCGAUUGUUAAACUAGCUGCUUUGAAAUGUAUUCAUCAAUUGACUACUGAUUUGCAGGAUGAAGUUGCCAAAUUCCACGAAGAAUACUUACCAUUGAUUAUUGAUAUCAUUGAUUCUGCUAAAAACAUCGUUAUUUACAACUAUGCGACUGUCGCCUUAGAUGGUCUACUUGAAUUCAUUGCCUACGACGCCAUUGCUAAAUAUUUGGAACCAUUGAUGAACAAGUUAUUUUACAUGUUGGAAAGUAACGAAUCAUCCAAAUUAAGAUGUGCUGUUGUUUCUGCCAUAGGUUCUGCUGCCUUCGCUGCUGGUUCUGCUUUCAUUCCAUACUUCAAGACCAGUGUUCACUAUCUAGAAAAAUUCAUUCAAAACUGUUCCCAAAUUGAAGGUAUGAGUGAAGAUGAUAUUGAAUUAAGAGCUAACACAUUUGAAAAUAUUUCUACCAUGGCUAGAGCAGUUAGAUCAGAUGCGUUUGCUGAAUUCGCUGAACCUUUAGUUAACUCUGCUUAUGAGGCUAUUAAGACAGAUUCUGCUAGAUUAAGAGAAUCCGGUUAUGCGUUUAUUGCGAACCUGGCUAAGGUCUACGGUGAAAAUUUUGCUCCUUUCUUGAAAACCAUUUUACCGGAAAUUUUCAAGACAUUAGAAUUAGAUGAAUAUCAAUUCAACUUCGACGGUGAUGCUGAAGAUUUGGCAGCAUUUGCCGAUUCCGCCAAUGAAGAGGAAUUACAAAAUAAAUUCACUGUUAACACUGGUAUUUCCUAUGAAAAAGAAGUUGCCUCUGCAGCUCUAUCUGAAUUGGCGUUAGGUACUAAGGAACACUUUUUACCAUACGUUGAACAAUCCUUGAAGGUUUUGAACGAACAAGUCGAUGAAUCAUACGGUUUGAGAGAAACUGCUUUGAAUACCAUCUGGAAUGUCGUUAAGUCUGUCUUAUUGGCUUCUAAAGUUGACCCAGAAAACUAUCCAAAGGGUAUCCCAGCUUCUUCAUACGUAAGUGCAGAUGUUUUAGCUGUUAUUCAAGCUGCUAGAGAAACUUCUAUGGGUAACCUAAGUGACGAAUUUGAAACCUCAAUGGUUAUUACUGUUAUGGAAGACUUUGCCAAUAUGAUCAAACAAUUUGGUAGUAUCAUUAUCAUGGAUAACGGUGACUCUUCCAUGUUAGAAGCUUUGUGUCUACAAGUUCUAAGCGUCUUGAAGGGCACUCAUACCUGUCAAACCAUUGACAUUGAAGAGGACGUACCAAGAGACGAAGAAUUAGAUGCCUCUGAAACUGAAGCCACUUUACAAGAUGUUGCCUUGGAAGUUCUUGUCAGUUUAUCCCAAGCUUUGGCUGGUGAUUUUGCCAAGGUCUUUGACAAUUUCAGACCAGUUGUUUUUGGGUUGUUCCAAUCCAAGUCUAAGAACAAGAGAUCUUCUGCUGUUGGUGCCGCCUCUGAAUUGGCUUUGGGUAUGAAAGAACAAAAUCCAUUUGUCCAUGAAAUGCUAGAAGCUCUAGUUAUCAGAUUGACAACAGACAAAUCUCUGGAAGUUAGAGGUAACGCUGCUUAUGGUGUUGGUUUAUUAUGUGAAUAUGCAUCAAUGGAUAUUUCUGCCAUUUAUGAACCCGUUUUGAAGGCGCUUUACGAAUUGUUGAAUGCUGCCGACCAAAAGGCUCUAGCUGCUGAAGACGACGAAGCCACUAGAGAAAUCAUUGACAGAGCAUACGCGAACGCAAGUGGAUGUGUUGCCAGAAUGGCUUUGAAGAACAGUGCUUUGGUUCCAUUGGAACAAACCGUUCCAGCAUUAUUGGCACAUUUGCCAUUGCACACUGGUUUUGAAGAAUACAAUCCAAUUUUCGAAUUGAUCAUGAAACUAUAUCAGGAAAAUAACCCUGUUGUCACAAACGAGACCCCAAGGAUCAUUGAGAUUUUCAGCGUUGUGUUCACUAAAGAAAAUGAUAGAGUUAAACUAGAAAAGGAAUCUACUCUAGGCAGAGAAGAAAAUAUGGAAAGAUUGAAGCAAUUUCAAACUGAAGAGAUGAAACACAAAGUCGUUGAACUAUUGAAGUAUCUGAACACUACUUACAAUGGAAUUGUUGCCCAGAACCCGGUAUUAGCUGCUGUCAUCGCUUGA
Molecule: messenger RNA, 3342 nt
Organism: Saccharomyces eubayanus
Lineage: Eukaryota; Fungi; Ascomycota; Saccharomycetes; Saccharomycetales; Saccharomycetaceae
Gene: KAP123
Product: karyopherin KAP123
Exons: 1
Coding region: 1-3342 (1113 amino acids)
Biological process (GO): protein import into nucleus
Cellular component (GO): cytoplasm; nucleus
Molecular function (GO): nuclear import signal receptor activity; small GTPase binding
Source: RefSeq, a predicted model, not a curated record